GCAAAGAAAAUAAACCCCCUAACCCACGACAAGCACGGUCGCAAGUACGGAGACAAUGUCUCGUACGAAAACAUUAACUUGGACUACAUAGCGCGGCUGGUGGGCGAGGGUUACCCCAAAGAAAUCGUGGUCCGCGCUCUGGGCAUUACCAGAAACGACCUGGAAAUGGCCUGCGACAUCCUACACGAGUUCGGAUCUAAAGCGACCAAUAAAUGCUAGGGGUUGCGGGACUCAUUCGAAAACCGAUCCAACCAAAGCAUCUGAUUGGCAUUGUCAAUGUCCGUGACGCAUUUUUUUUAAUGGCGAUAAAUUUGACGCUGUCAUACAAAAAAUCUUAGUGUCUCAAUUUUUUUUAUCUAAAGUCGGUUUACUGACGAUAAUUGAACGCGACAACGUCAUAAGAAAAUACUGAUGGAAUGGUUUCAU
Bombyx mandarina (wild silkworm) is the source of this 426-nucleotide messenger RNA. RefSeq names its product E3 ubiquitin-protein ligase CBL-B-like. The record is from RefSeq and is a predicted model, not a curated record. NCBI's taxonomy places the organism in Eukaryota, Metazoa, Arthropoda, Insecta, Lepidoptera, Bombycidae.